UAAUAUGAUAGAUAGCUUCAAUUAUUUGCUUAAGAUUAUUGUGAUCGGUGAUUCUGGAGUUGGUAAGACAAAUCUAUUGUUAAGAUAUGUUAAUCAUACUUUUCAGAAUGAUUUAAAAUCUACGAUUGGAGUUUAGUUUUUUUCUAAACUAGUCUCAAUUAAAAAUGAAUAUAUAAAACUAUAAUUAUGGGAUACUGCUGGAUAAGAGAGAUAUAGAUCAAUUAGCACUUCUUAUUAUAAAGGUUCUCAUGGAGUGAUAAUUUGUUUUGAUCUUACUCAUUAAGAAUCACUUGAUAAUGUAGUUAAGUGGUAUCAAGAAGUAAAAUAAUAAGCUGACUUAAAUAUCAAAAUAAUUCUAAUCGGAAAUAAAUUAGAUUUAAGUGAAUAAAGAGUAGUUGGAACUGACACAGCUUAGUAAGUAGCAAAAUAAAUUGGUGCAGGAUAUAUUGAAACUUCUGCGUUAAAUUCUUAAAAUGUAGACAAAGCAUUUGAACUAUUGAUUUAAGGUUUUUGUUUAUUUAUCUAAUAUAGAGAUCUAUAUUUAACUAAAGCAACUCAAAUAAGAUUAACAAAAUCCUUAAAUCACAACAGAAAAUACUAUUAUGUUAACAGACAAAAAAAAAACAAAUACCUCUCAAAAAAUAAAUAAACAAUGUUGUUGA
Messenger RNA from Paramecium sonneborni, 662 nucleotides. The record is from the annotation of a GenBank genome assembly. NCBI's taxonomy places the organism in Eukaryota, Ciliophora, Oligohymenophorea, Peniculida, Parameciidae.